Molecule: messenger RNA, 1219 nt
Organism: Helianthus annuus (common sunflower)
Lineage: Eukaryota; Viridiplantae; Streptophyta; Magnoliopsida; Asterales; Asteraceae
Product: probable E3 ubiquitin-protein ligase RHC1A
Exons: 2
Coding region: 233-1051 (272 amino acids)
Biological process (GO): protein ubiquitination
Cellular component (GO): cytoplasm
Molecular function (GO): ubiquitin protein ligase activity
Source: RefSeq, a predicted model, not a curated record
UAAGUGGGUUGGUUGUUGCAGACUUGACCCGUUUGAGCGGGUCAAAAACUAUCCUUAUCAUCCAAAAGUUGUUUCCAGUCAAAACAAUUUAUUGUAUUUAUCACUCAUUCUCAUUCUCUCCUGUAAUCCGCCCAAUUCAUGGUCAUCACCGCCACCAUCAUCGUCAUCAUCUAGAAUACAACUGAUUUUUGCGUCCAAGAUUCUGUGUAAUACCUGUCACCAGUGAGGAGCAAUGUCGAGUGGCGGAAAUACUCAUUGGUGCUACCAAUGCCAGCGGCCAGUCCGGCUUCGCGGUCACAAUCCCGUUUGUCCAUACUGUUCUGGGGGAUUUGUGCAAGAACUAAGUGAGGUGGUCGAGUCUGGACAACAAGACAUCGGGCCCACUCACACACACGGGCCUUACGAUUAUGGGUACAUGGAACCGUUCCCGGUCCCAAGAAACAGAAUGAUGGACGUUUUUUCCGAGUUAGUAAGGCAAAGAAUGGCGGGAAGAAAUCCCAACUUCGAGAUCAGAAGAAGAUCAGGGCUUGUCCCUGAACACGGUGUGGUUCCGUGGUUCAUAUUUGACGGUCAAGCCCCGGCUCGGAUGUCUGCCAAUGACGGAUUCGAGUUUUUCUUCAACGGUGCACCACCGGGUCCAAGACGGUCUAAUGUGAGUAAUAUCUUUAUGGGUCCCGGGUUACAGGAACUAAUCGAACAACUUACGGUGAACGAUGGUAGACAGGGCCCGCCGCCAGCAUCCCGAUCAGCGAUUGAUUCUAUGCCCACUAUUAAGAUUACAAACAGACACUUGAACUCGGAUUCUCACUGCCCGGUCUGUCAAGAUAAGUUCGAGUUGGGAUCAGAGGCUAGACAAAUGCCGUGCAACCACAUCUACCAUUCGGGUUGCAUCGAGCCGUGGUUGGUUCAGCAUAAUUCUUGCCCCGUGUGUCGAGUGGAGCUGCCGGCUCAUGGUACAAGUAGGGGAAGCAGCAGUGGUGGUGGUGAAGAGGACGGUGGAAAUAGUCGGGGAAGGCGGAACCCGCUAUCGUUUUUGUGGCCUUUUCACUAGUGAACUGAAACAAGCAAUGAGUAUUGUUUCUGUUGGUUAUUCCUUUAUCUCUGUUGCCCCUAUCAUUGAAAAUUGAAUCCUGGAAGUUGGUUUGGGUUUGGGUUUGGGUUUGGGUUUGGAUAUUUGUAUGUUGAUAUAUAUAAAAUGUUGAUGCUGAUUACAUGUAAA